AUGGAAAUCCUUUUCUGGAGAAGACAUUUUCUCAACAGGAUCAUAUUGGUGGUGGUGCUCCUGUUUGUACUGCUGUGUCACAGUGUUUGUGAGACACAUUCUAUUAAUUGUACGAUACUUGAUGAUCCCCUGCCUAUUCCUCAUGCAUUUUACCAGCCAGGAAACCUUGUCAUUGGUGGGAUUGUUACCCAGGUUUUCUUCCUGCAUACUCCUCUGACUUUCCUUGAACCACCAGCCCAGAUGCAGAUUGAGGAAUCUGUAUCAGUACCAAAGAACUACCAGCACAUCCUGGCCUUAGUAUUUGCUGUCAAAGAGAUCAAUGAGGAUCCUCAGAUCUUACCUAAUAUUUCUGUGGGGUUCCACAUCCUCAACAGCUACUACAUUGCAUGGAUGACCUACAAGGCCACUCUCAAUCUGCUUUCUACAAAGCAUAGGUUUAUCCCCAACUUCAAGAGUGACACAAAGAACAAGCUGAUAGCUAUUAUUGGGAGCCUUUCUUCCAGGAUCUCCACCAAUGUAGCUGCCUCCUCUUCCAUCUACAAGAUUCCACAGUUCACCUACGGAUCAUUUUCACCACUUCAGGAAGACAAAACACAAUUUUCUUUUCUCUACCAGAUGGUCCCAGAAGAAAACCACCAAUAUAGUGGGCUUAUAAAAUUACUUCAGCAUUUCAGAUGGGUAUGGAUUGGCCUUUUUGCUGUAGAUGAUGACCAUGGGGAUAAAUUUUUGCAGGCAAUAGUGCCUAUGCUCUCCCGGAAGGGUAUCUGUUAUGCCUUCAUAGAAAGACUGAUCAAACAGGUUCAUGUGCAUGAUGUGAUGGAGGAGAUUGUGGAAAGGCUGGAGAACUCUCCAAUUUUCAUGGAAAGAAAAGCCAAUGUAUACUUCGUAUAUGCAGAACCUCCAUCUUUUCAGGCUCUGAGACUGUUGCUGCUUUCAGCAUCUUACUUCUCAUUUCCACCUCUCAGUAAAGUGUGGAUUGCUACCUCUCAUUGGGAUUUCGAUUCAAUCUCACUUCAAAAGACAUGGGACACACAAACUUUCCAUGGUUCUUUAGUCUUCAAUGUUCCCACAAAGGAACCAUUAGGAUUCCGGGAGUUCAUUCAGACCAUAAGACCUUCCUGGAGCACAGGAGACGGAUUUAUCCAGGACUUCUGGGAACAGGCAUUCAGCUGUUCAUUAAAAAUGCCUAAGGAAGAGGAUCAAAUGGAUCUCUGCAGUGGAAAGGAGAAGCUGGAGACUAUUCCUGGAACUUUGUUUGAAAUGAACAUGACUGGCCAUAGCUACAAUGUGUACAAUGCUGUCUAUGCCGUGGCCCAUGCUUUGCAUGCUAUCUAUAAAUCAAUCUCUGAACACAGGAGACUGAUAAAACAUGGGAAACUGUCAUUCCAGAAUGUGGAGCCAUGGCAGCUUCACUCCUUCCUGAAAGGCAUGGUGUUCAACAACAGUGCAAGAGAUACUAUUCACCUUAAUGAAAACAGAACACUGGUGGCUGCUUUUGAUGUUACCAAUUGGCGGAUGUUCCCCAAUGGCUCGGCACUGAGAGUAAUAGUUGGAAAGAUGGACCCUCAGGCUCCCCCAGGCAAAGAGUUUACUAUCAAUGAUGACCAAAUAGUGUGGCACACUAACUUUAAUCAGGUACUGCCCCUUUCUGUCUGUAAUGACAACUGCUAUCCAGGAUCCCACAGAAAAAAGAAACAAGGAGAGAAAUUCUGCUGUUAUGAUUGUGCUCUGUGUUCAGAAGGGAUGAUCUCUAACCAGAAAGACAUGGAUGCCUGUGCCAAAUGUUCAGAAGAUCAACAUCCCAACUUGAGCCAGGAUCAGUGCAUUCCCAAGGAUAUAAGCUAUCUCUCAUAUGAAGAACCUUUGGGUAUCAUGUUAGCUUUGUCUGCUUCUAUUUUUGCUUUUAUAACAGCUUUGGUAAUUGGAACCUUCUGGAAAUACCAGAACACUCCUUUAGUCAAACCCAACAACCGGAGCCUCACCUACAUCCUCCUCACCUCCCUCCUUCUUUGCUUUCUCUGCUCCUUGUUGUUCAUUGGGGAGCCAACGGAAAUAACCUGUUUGCUUCGGCAAACUCUUUUCGGCAUCAUCUUCUCAGCGGCCCUUUCUGCUCUUUUAGCCAAGACCAUCACUGUGGUUCUGGCAUUCAUGGCUACGAAACCAAAUUCUAGAAUGAGGAAAUGGAUGGGGAAAAGAACAUCAGCUGUUAUUGCCCUUUGCUGUCCCUUCAUUCAAACAGGACUCUGCAUUUUUUGGCUAAGAACUUCUCCUCCAUUUCCAUACAUGGACAUGCAAUCACUAAAUGGGGAGAUCAUACUGGAAUGUAAUGAAGGCUCUGUUGUCUUUUUUUACUGUGCCCUGAGCUACAUGGUCUUCUUGGCCUUGAUCAGUUUCACAGUGGCUUUUUUAGCCAGGAAGUUGCCUGACAGCUUCAAUGAGGCCAAAUUCAUCACUUUCAGCAUGUUGGUGUUUUGCAGCGUUUGGGCGUCCUUUGUUCCAGCUUACCUGAGCACCAAAGGAAAACACAUGGUAGCUGUGGAGAUCUUCUCCAUCUUAAUUUCUACUGCUGGCUUACUGGGCUGCAUCUUUUUCCCAAAAUGCUACAUCAUUGUGCUGAGGCCUGAGCUGAAUAACAGGGAGCAACUAGUAAACAGAAGGAGCAAAAAAGUCUACAUACAUGUUUUAUGGUGUCUUGAGCUAUUUGGGCUUCCUGGCCAGUGUCAAUUUCUUUGUGGCCUUCCUUGCCAGGAAGUUGCCUGA
Messenger RNA from Pogona vitticeps (central bearded dragon), 2760 nucleotides. The record is from RefSeq and is a predicted model, not a curated record. Lineage: Eukaryota; Metazoa; Chordata; Lepidosauria; Squamata; Agamidae.